GUGACAGAAAAUGCUCAGGAGAAAAAAAAAGAAACAAACUCAAUUUUUAUUUGGACCUCUGUUCCUUUCCCUGUUUGGAUAUUUAAACUUGACAAGAAACUGUUUAUUCCAUUAUAGUUAUUUCUUCAUGGCGUUGUUGGGUCGAACUGCACGAGUGCUCAAAGGCGUUGGAUACUGUGUGCAACUGUUCUGCUUUGCUCAUCUCAUUAAUCAAUAUGUAUUGGAACUGACCUUUGUAAGUCAGCAUUGCUCAUCCUCCUGGGGAAAGCGGGAGGUUCUUUCAUAAAGAGGAAAUCGCAUCUCCAUUGGAAAUUGUUGUUUUAAUGCCAACUCAUCAGUGCAUUGGACCGUCCAUGUUACCGACAUUCCGAAUGACAGGCGAUAUCAUUCUCGUCGAUCGUAUCAGCCAACGGUUUCGUGCCUUAAGGACUGGCGACGUUAUCGUCUGUACUUCACCUGCUGUACCAGGGCGGGCGGUGCUCAAGCGGAUCUUGGCUACUGCAGGUGAUAAUGUUUGCGUGGAUCCAACCGCCGCCGAGCGCCGCUACUUGAAUGUCCCCGAUGGCCAUGUAUGGGUAGGUGGAGAUAAUCUGAGCAACUCGACCGACUCCCGAAGCUAUGGGCCCGUGGCGAUCGGUUUGAUUCAUGGUCGUGUCUUUGCACGGGUAUGGCCCAAACCUGAACUUAUUCCCAAUAAUCUGAUUAUCAUCCCAGCCAAAUAAGUCUCGGCUGUCAUUACCCUUCCAUCUUUCCGAAUUCCGGAUCAUCAUCUCUAACCGUACAUACCACACCCUAGUCUCAUCAUCAUCAACUACUUUUUACAUUGCAGUUUUACGAGCCCUUUUAUUUGUGUUUACUGUUUGAGCAUAAGCAAAAGAUUGAU
Messenger RNA from Radiomyces spectabilis, 883 nucleotides. RefSeq names its product peptidase S24/S26A/S26B/S26C. The transcript has 3 exons. NCBI's taxonomy places the organism in Eukaryota, Fungi, Mucoromycota, Mucoromycetes, Mucorales, Radiomycetaceae. The coding region runs from base 324 to 722 and encodes 132 amino acids. Gene Ontology annotation, cellular component: membrane; mitochondrial inner membrane peptidase complex. Gene Ontology annotation, molecular function: serine-type endopeptidase activity. The record is from RefSeq and is a predicted model, not a curated record.